AUGAUUUCAAAUUCGGAUUGUGGUGAUCACAAUAUUGUUACAUUUGAUGCAGUGAAACGUGCAAGACAUGAAGGGUCGUGUCAAAAGUUCAAAGGCGUUGUGCCUCAACAAAAUGGGCAUUGGGGUGCACAAAUAUAUGCAAACCACCAAAGAAUCUGGUUAGGGACUUUCAAAUCAGAAAAUGAAGCUGCAAUGGCUUAUGACAGCGCCAGCAUUAAGCUUAGAAGCGGAGAGAGCCACAGAAACUUUCCAUGGAAUGAUCAAGCAGUUAAAGAGCCUCAGUUUCAAAGCCAUUAUAGCGCAGAAACUGUGUUGACCAUGAUUAGAGAUGGCACCUACCCAUCUAAAUUUGCUGCAUUUCUUAGGACUCAUCAAACCGGAGGCGUUGGAAUUAAUGUCAAACAUUUGUGUUUGAAGGAUGAGGAGGAACGGUUCUCUUGCACCCAACUUUUUCAAAAGGAAUUAACACCAAGUGAUGUGGGCAAACUCAAUAGGCUUGUCAUCCCAAAAAAACAUGCAGUUACCUAUUUUCCUUACGUUUGUGGCAGUGCAGAAGCCAAUGAUGAAAUGGAUGGUCAUGGUGGUGGGUGUGUUGACAAUGACAAUGAGGUUGUCUUUUAUGACAAGCUCAUGCGGUUGUGGAAAUUUCGAUAUUGCUAUUGGAAGAGCAGCCAGAGUUAUGUGUUCACAAGAGGGUGGAAUAGGUUUGUGAAGGAUAAGAAGUUAAAGGCGAAAGACAUCAUUGCAUUUUAUGUGUGUGAGCCUAUUAAUGGGAGAAGAGAGGGAGAGGGUCAAGUGUUCACAUUGAUCGAUGUGAUCUAUAAUGCUGAUGAAAUCAGGCAGUGUUCUGGAGAUGAAGAGGCCAAGGAUACAAAGGAUUUGAAUGCACCAAAAGGUUUGAGGCUUUUUGGUGUGUGUAUCAAGUGA
Molecule: messenger RNA, 927 nt
Organism: Abrus precatorius (Indian licorice)
Lineage: Eukaryota; Viridiplantae; Streptophyta; Magnoliopsida; Fabales; Fabaceae
Product: AP2/ERF and B3 domain-containing transcription factor At1g50680-like
Exons: 1
Coding region: 1-927 (308 amino acids)
Biological process (GO): regulation of DNA-templated transcription
Molecular function (GO): DNA-binding transcription factor activity; DNA binding
Source: RefSeq, a predicted model, not a curated record